Molecule: messenger RNA, 1164 nt
Organism: Closterium sp. Naga37s-1
Lineage: Eukaryota; Viridiplantae; Streptophyta; Zygnematophyceae; Desmidiales; Closteriaceae
Source: the annotation of a GenBank genome assembly
AUGCGCACCUUGGACCGCCACAUUCUCCCUCCUUCCAUCACCCUGCCCCAUUCUCCCUCUUUCCAUCAACCCGCCCCAUUCUCCCGUUUUCCAUCACCCCGUUCCAUUCUCCCGCUUUCCAUCACCCCGCCCCAUUCUCCCGCUUUCCAUCACCCCGCCCCAUUCUCCCUCUUUCCAUCACCCCGCACCAUUCUCCCACUUUCCAUCACCCCGCCCGAUUCUCCCGCUUUCCGUAACCCCGCCCCAUUCUCCCGCUUCCUAUCACCCCGCCCCAUUCUCCCGCUUUCCAUCACCCCGCCCCAUUCUCCCGCUUUCCAUCACCCCGCCCCAUUCUCCCUCUUUCCAUCACCCCGCCCCUUCUUCCGCUUUCCAUCACCUCGCCCCAUUCUCCCGCUUCCAUCACCCCGCCCCAUUCUCCCUCUUUCCAUCACCCCGCCCCAUUCUCUCGCUUUCCAUCACCCCGCCUCAUUCUCCCCGCUUCCCAUCACCCCGCCCCAUUCUCCCGCUUUCCGUCACCCCGCCCCAUUCUCCCGCUUUCCAUCACCCCGCCCCAUUCUCCCGCUUUUCAUCACCCCGCCCCAUUCUCCCGCUUUCCAUCACCCCGCCCCGUUCUCCCGCUUUCCAUCACCCCGCCCCAUUCUCCCUCUUUCCAUCACCCCGCCCCAUUCUCCCGCUUUCCAUCACCCCGCCCCAUUCUCCCGCUUUCCAUCACCCCCCCCCAUUCUCCCGCUUUCCAUCACCCCCCCCCAUUCUCCCGCUUUCCAUCACCCCCCCCCAUUCUCCCUCUUUCCAUCACCCCGCCCCAUUCUCCCUCUUUCCAUCACCCCGCCCCAUUCUCCCAAUUUCCAUCACCCCGCCCCAUUCUCCCGAUUUCCAUCACCCCGCCCCAUUCUCCCGCUUCCCAUCACCCCGCCCUAUUCUCCCACUUUCCAUUACCCCGCCCCAUUCUCCCGCUUUCCAUCACCCCGCCCCAUUCUCCCGCUUUCCAUCAUCCCACCCCAUCUUCCCUCCUUCCAUCACCCCGACCCAUUCUCCUGCUUUCCAUCACCCCGCUCCAUCCUCCCUCCUUCCAUCACCCCGCCCCAUUCUCCCGCUUUCCAUCACCCCGCCGCAUUCUCCCUCCUUCCAUUUGGCUUAGCCGUUUGUCUUAGCCGUUUGGCUUAG